Pseudozyma hubeiensis SY62 is the source of this 2805-nucleotide messenger RNA. Its product is annotated as thioredoxin. The transcript has 5 exons. NCBI's taxonomy places the organism in Eukaryota, Fungi, Basidiomycota, Ustilaginomycetes, Ustilaginales, Ustilaginaceae. The record is from RefSeq and is a predicted model, not a curated record. Bases 1 to 2805 code for a protein of 934 amino acids.
AUGGUCAAAGAGGUCUCGUCCGCCUCCGAGUUCGACUCGGAGCUCAGCGCGGCCGGCUCCAAGCUCGUCGUUGUCGACUUCCACGCCACCUGGUGCGGACCGUGCAAAGUAAUCGCCCCCAUCUUCCAACGACUUGCGUCUCAGUACACUAGCGUCGUCUUCCUCAAAGUCGAUGUCGACCGCGUUCAGCCAGUCGCACAACGAUACAGUGUCCGUGCCAUGCCAACAUUCCUGUUCCUCAAGAACAAAAGCGUCGUCGACACGCUUCAGGGCGCUGACCCCAACCGACUCACUGCACUUGUCAAGCAGCACUCUUCCGGUGCAUCUUCGGCCUUCUCUGGUUCCGGCCAGACUCUCUCCGGAGGUAGCAGCGGCUCUUCGUCCAACUCGUUCGAGCCGAAACGAUCUUCAGCGCUGAACGAGAAGCCCGAUCACCGACUGCAAGACAUUCUGGCCGGUCCGAGCGGCAGCAAGUGGCUCGAGAGCGAUGCAGACGAGCAGCUUCUUAUCCAUCUCACUUUCAAGCAGCAAGUCAAGCUGUCAGGGAUCUUGCUCCGUACGCUGCCAUCGCAACUGGCUCAUGCACCCAAGCAAGUCAAAAUCUUUGUCAAUCGACCCGGUCUCAGCUUUGACGAUGCUACCGACGAGAAAGGUGACCAAGAAGCCGACUUCUCUGAGGAGCAUGUACGCGGCGGUGAAAACGGCGGAGGCGGAAAAGCGCUGUCCCUGCGCUUUGUCAAGUUUCAGAAGGUCGACUCCAUCACCAUCGCCGUACUAUCGAAUCAAGGCGACGCAGAAACCACACGCAUCGACGCCAUCGACGUCUUUGGUAUCGCCGACCAGGCCACUGAUAUGAGCGAACUGCAAAAGAUCGCUGCCGAGGGCGAGGCCCGCGACCUGGACGUUCGUACCGCAUCCAGGACUGGCCUGAAGGGUGGCAGCUCGUCUCACGGCGGAGUCAGGUCGGGAUUCAGCGGACCGAGGAGCUCCUCGAUCCCCGACAUCUCAACGCCGACCGAACGACCCGCUCGUCACAAUCGAUCUCAUUCGACAUCCAGUCUCAACCCUCCCAUGCCGAGAUACAGGCGAACGGCCUCGUCGCACUCGGCGCCUCCGAUGCAGCACGUAGAUGAGGAAGAUGAAGACGGCUUUGCCGAUGACCAAGACUUUGGCAGGCAUGGUCAGCAACAGAUGGGCUUUGUCCCGCAAGCGCCGCCGUCCAUGACGGAAGAGGAACAGGCAGAAUUCGAGGCAGCUCAGAAGGCCGCAGCCGACACACUUGGAGGCUGGCACUACGCUCCACUCGCUGUAGCGCUGGCACCUCCGCUCGGCGCACUUCUCGGCGGACAUUCCGAUGCCUGGUCCGAUGCCAUCCUGCUCAUCCUCGCCAGCUUCUGGCUCUACCAAUUCCUUCGAGUACCGUGGGAGAUCUACUACGCUUCCAGGACUCGAAGCAUUCUCACGCACGACCAGGAUGAGGACGAAAUCGAAUUCGCCGAGCAGGAUCCCUCUGCCGACUCGUUUUCUUCGACAGCAAAGCCUUCCGAGACAGCCGAGCAAAAGGAGGCUCGCCGCGCAGCUGCCGCCGAGCUUCGACGCUCCGAGCUGCUCAGUCUUGCGUUCUGCGUUCUGAGCCCCAUCAUGGGCGCCUACAUGCUUCACUGGAUGCGCGAGACCAUGACCGAUGGCAACAAGUACCUCAACACUUUCAACAUUCGUCUCUUCACUCUCGCUGCCGGAAUCAAGCCGUGGUCGCACGCCAUGAGCCUCGUCCGUCGAAGGAUGCUGCAUCUGCAAGAAGAGGUCCACCACCCGUCAUCCAAGGUCGAGAAGAUGAACCAGCGUCUUCGUCGCCUCGAAGCCGACCUUUCGAGUCUACGCAAGCUGUACGCGACCAAGAACGAACUUCGUCUGCUGCGCGAGCACGACGCUCAGCUCGGUCGAGCGGUGCGUCGCUCCGAGAGGAAGGAGGAGCAUCUCAGGCUGUCUGCCGAGGAGAAGUUCAGCAUCGUGGAAGGCAGACUCGAAGAUCUGCUUCGCGAGGUGGCGAUCAAUGCGGAGCUGAUCGAAGAGGAGCGUAGGGAAAGGGAACGGGCUGCAAGCCUGCGCAUCUCGUUGUUCGAGGCGGUCAAGUAUCUUUUGGGUUCCGGGAUCACGAUUCGUCGUGCCAGCCCGAAGCAUUAUCUUCACGACAUGCCUCGCAGCCUUCCGACCACCGCGUCUCUGGGAAUUGGUGCCAUGUCACCGGAGGCUGAGGUCAGCUUUGACACGCACAUGUCAGCUGCACCUUUGCCUUAUCCUGGACAAAACUUUAGCUCGACAGGACCAGCCCGGAGCAUCUCUAGCGUCGCCCGAGAAAAGUCACCUUCUGCGACCAAAGGUCAAGCGGGCUUCCAGAAUGAGAAGGCCUCUUCUGCAAAUGCCGCCUCUCGCACCUCGCUGCCGGCCAAUACCGGUGCUGUCGUACCCUCCCUUCGCCCACGAAACAUCGCCCACCACGUCUCUGACCCCUGGUGGGAGCGCGGCCUGGCGUUCUACCUCUUCCUGCCUCUCAACGUCUCGAGCGCCGCCGUGCGCUUUGCCGGCGAAAAGGUCAAACACAUCAUGGAGGAUUCCGAGAAUGAGGCGGCUAGGAACCAGAGGAAAACUCUGCAGUACCAAAAGCACCUCGCCGAUCAGCAGCUUCAGCAGCACCAACGCAAGAUUUCCCAGCAACAGCAACAGCAGCAGCAGGUGCUCAGCCCAACGCGAAGUGCUCCAACGAUCAAGGUCGCUCCUGCCCCGGUGGGCAAUCGAUCGCGUUGA